AUGGCUCCUCGUCUCCGGUCCUCCUCGCGCACAACCUCGCGCAACAACACCAGGCCAUCAUCUCCUCACAGUGCGCCUGCUUCCCGGCCGUCCUCCUCUUCCACCUCAGACACCGCGCGGCCAAAGAAACAGCGCAAGACCGGCACCGAAACGCGUUCGCCGGUAGACGUCGUGGAGGAGGAAGAGCGCCAGGCCGAGCGCAAACCAGCUGGCAGUCAGAUGGACACCGUGCUGGAACAGCCGGAGCAGGCCGUCGACCCCCAGAUGGCGGUCCUGUCUGGCUUCCAGCAACUGGCUACGGCUGCUGGGCUGUCCACGAGCCAGGACAGCUCCCAGUUUGCCGGCCAGUCGUCGUCUGUUCUGCCAGCUCCAGAACAGAGUACCGAGCCCGAGCAACAACCAGUUCCCGCCGCAGCUCCGCGAGCGGAUGAAGAGACAUGGGUGGAACCACCCGUCGCCAUUCCAAAAACCACCUGCCGCGGGUAUGGCUUGAAUAGGGGUGGCCCUUACGGUUCCAUGCUGCCCCUAGGCACCAGGCCUACGCUGGCCGCCCGCCGUCGAGUUGGCCUCGAGCCCCCUGCUCCCACCACCACCACCACCGCCGCUGCCAGCAAAGUCACCAAGCGGAAAGGGGGCCGGGCCGCGAAGCCAAAACAGACACCGAAGAGUGCAGACGAGCGGCCUACCACCGCUUCCACUUCCGCUGAGGACGCAGCCGCCCUCUCUGAUAGUUCCCGUGCGGAGGGAAUCAUUCAGGGCGUCCUCGAGCGCGAAGAGCGGUCUCACCAACAGCCGUCUGCGCCUGCGCCAGCCAGCAGAAUGACACGAUCGAGAGCUGCCGGCAAGGGCAAGCUUGACGACUCGGCUGACAGCAACCACUCAGCCGAGCCAGCCGUCCCUUCAUCGAGGAAGUACACCUCGGAGAAGCUCAUGGACAUCCUCGGAUCAGCCAUCCUGCGUGCGGAGGAGUCUGAUGACUCCAAAGUCGCAGGUGGCCUCCGCUGGAUCAAGGAGGCUUCGGCCUCUGAUCCAUUUCUCCUUGGUGUCUUGGAGGGCGCCAUCAACAGAUCGGCGGACGCUCACCACCGAUCCGCCUUCCAAGCCUUGAUCAAGGACGCAGUCAAGCGCGCCCAAGCCCAACCAGAAGAGCAGCAACAACAACAACUGGACGACAGUGCCGCUGCCACAGACAUGGUACGCACUGCAUCGGCGACUACCACGUCGUCGCUCUCCACGGCCAAAUCCCUAGAUGCCGAUGCCUUCGCCCCUGUCGCGGCUGAGCCGGACUCAGCCAAUGCACCUACUACCACCACCUCAUCCAAGGGUAAGGGAGCGAGAGCAACCAAGUCCCGGGCUCGAGGCGGUAGAGGUCGUGCUGGUCCCUCGAGAGCUAACGCGGCCCUCCCAACCAACUCGGCUUUCUCACGGAAGCGCAAGUUGGAGGAGGACCCGGAGUUCUCGGAAGAAGCUGUCGCUGCGAAGCGCAGAGCACUAGAGGAGGCCACCAUCGCCGUGACCGACGAGGCCGAAGAAAGCAAUGUCCGGACAGCAAUGGAACCACCACAGGGUUGGGUCUUCCCGGGUCCUUCUGUCCCAUCAGACAGCGAGGGCCAGGGGUCGACCAUACCAGCUCCUGUGGCCCCGGCGCCCAAGGACAAAGCCGCCAGACAGCCUGCCACCGUCGGAACCAGCUCGACUUCCAAGAGAGUUCGCAAACCGAGAGUACAAGCGGAUGAAAUCGAUAACAUCGACUUCUGCCGUGCGUGCGGCGGCAACGGACAGCUUCUAUGCUGUGACGGCUGCGUGGACUCUUUCCACUUCACCUGCCUGCAACCCCCAGUCGACCCCAAAUCUCCACCGGCAGGCCAAUGGUUCUGUCCGGCUUGCGAGAAGAAGGGUCUUCUGGGCGGGCUCGCAGAGGUGAUGGAAAGCGUCCCGCAGACCGGCUUCUCGUUGCCGGCUGAGGUGCGCGACUUCUUCGCGGAGGUUGAGACCGGCCCUGGAGGAGAGUAUAGGGAUGUGCGUGCACUUCCCGAGGGCAGCACUCGGGCUACCAAACCAGCUCGGGGCAGUCGCGGAGGCGUCGUCGAGGAGAUAGAUCCCUUGCGGGUUCUUGAUGCUCACGGCAAGGUCAUCGCCUGUGUUCGCUGUGGCCUGUCCUCAGAGAACCGGCGACCGGUCAUCCUCUGCGACUACUGCCCGUCCGCCUGGCAUCUGGACUGUCUCGACCCGCCGAUGGCGAAUCCCCCUCGCCAGAAGCCGGGGAGUGACAAGCCCUACCAUUACUGGAGAUGCCCGAAUCACCUAGAGGACGCCCUCGAAGAACACUACCCGGGUAGGGUCCGACGACCCCGUAACCCCAAGUACGUGGACAUCGAUGUCCUGCCGGAAACUGACGAGGAGAGCGUCAUUGACGAGCAGGUCCAAGAGGGCGUCGUUCUACGCGUGAAGGAGAGCGGACUCGUCCAACGGUUCAUCACGCAUGUUUUGAGCGAACAUGCGGCGGAGGAGGAGGCCAGAGCAAAUCUACUUGGCGAUGAAACUUGCACCCAGGAAGCUGGACAGGAUGAGGCGCCGUCCGCGGUGCCCUCCUUCUCGCAACUUGGGUCGGCCGAGCAGGACGCCGUGGUAUCCCUUAUGGACAUAACAGGCAACUCGGGGGCCAAGCGAGCGGAGCAGCUCAUGUCUGGCCUCAUUGCUGGAACGCCCGAUGGGUUCCGCACCUCCUCCAAUGAACUUGAUAUUCUUCGAGCUAUUCAAGAAUUGGUAGGAAAGCGCAUAACUGCGCUUACUCCGACCUCUGAACCUACCAACUGA
This is a messenger RNA of Nannizzia gypsea CBS 118893, 2817 nucleotides long. RefSeq lists its product as hypothetical. Bases 1 to 2817 code for a protein of 938 amino acids. Gene Ontology annotation, cellular component: Rpd3S complex. The transcript has a single exon. NCBI's taxonomy places the organism in Eukaryota, Fungi, Ascomycota, Eurotiomycetes, Onygenales, Arthrodermataceae. The record is from RefSeq and is a predicted model, not a curated record. Gene Ontology annotation, biological process: regulation of transcription by RNA polymerase II.